AACAAAGCACUCUAAAGGAAAUUGAAGAAUUAAAGCUAUCGGUUGCGAAACUAAAGUUGCCAAAAGAGCAUUCACCAAGAAUUUAAGGAAUGUCUAAAAUAAAAAAAUUUUUUUCUAAAAAAAAGGAAGAAGCUAAAUUUAGGUUAAAUGCCGGUGGUGGAUCUUUAGGGCAAGGGAGAAAAUUAAAUGCAGUGCAAGAGCCAUCAACAUCUCAAAAAAAAGUGAAAGACGCUUAUGUACCACCAAAGAGAAAAGAGCUUAGCUCUGAAGCUAAGGCUGCAGCAGCUGCUGCUUUGGCAAGAGUUGAGAAGAAAGAUAAAAAAGAGUUUAACACGUCCCUAGCAGCAAUAAGAGCACAAGUAAAACGCGAACUCGAGGAAGAAAAAAUAAGAAGUGGCGGGCAGCAAAAAGCUUCUGAUGAAUGUAAAAGGGGGGAAGAGAGGGAAAAUUGGGUUUGUAAAGGAGUAUUUUUCCGUUGCACUCUGGUAAGUGGUGAUAUUUUACCUCGAAAAGAAUGGAAGGCUAAAAUAAAGGAAUUUUUGUAUCAACAAUUAGAAAAUGAAACAGCACUAACAGCAUGUUUAAUCAUUCAAAAUUGUAACGCAAAAGAAAAAGCUGAACAAUGUGUGGAAACCCUCAGAAAAUAUAUUGAAAAUCUAAUAAAUCAUCCCGAUGAGGAAAAAUAUCAUAAAAUUAGAAUGAACAAUAAAAUAUUUUGUGAAAAAGUACGCUAUAUUGAAGGAGCAUUAGAGUUUUUAAGAGCAGCUGGUUUUCAAGAAAUUGAAAUAGAUAAUGAGCCUUUUCUUAUAUGGGCUAGUGAUAACAUGGAAAAAGAAAUUGAUUUGAAUACGUUGUUGGAAGGUCUUGAUAACGCAGAACCUUUGACCUUGGAAUUAGAUAGGAAUAUACAAGUACUUUUGCCUUCACAGGCAAGAAGAUCAGAAUUGCCAGCAGAUUUCUAUCGUAUAAGUGCAGAAGAAAUUAAAAGAGAACAGCAGCUUCGUACUGAAGCGUUAGAAAACGCUCAAAUACUAAAAACUAAAGCGAUGAGAGAAAGAGAGGAGCAAAGGUUUUACGCUAAAUAUCGUUUUGCUGUGAGUAGAAUUAAAUUUCCUGAUGGUUUGUAUUUGCAAGGUACUUUUAAUGUUUAUGAAAAAUUGAAUGAUGUUUAUGAGUUCGUGCAGUCUUGUAUAAAUGAUGACAUUUUCGACUUUAGUUUAAUUGGUCCAACUGGAAUCAAAUUUUCCGAAGAUGACAUGGAUAAAUCGUUAUUUGAUUUAAGAUUAAUACCAAAUACAAUAUUGAUUUUCCAAGAUGAAUCUGAAUCAAAAUCAAGUCAACAUUUUCUGAAAGAUGAACUAUUAUUGCUUAUUCAAGAAAUGUAAAAACUAAUUGUUCAAGUAUUUAUUACAAUUUUCCUAAUUUCCACUAAUUUUAUAUAGUAGCCACUUGUUUUUGUUAUGAAAUGAAUAAAAAUAAAGGCUUCUGAUUUAAUAAGUAUUGCAGAACAUUAUUGAUAAUGUGAAGCAGUAAUAAAAAA
Condylostylus longicornis is the source of this 1540-nucleotide messenger RNA. RefSeq names its product UBX domain-containing protein 6 (gene Gint3). Lineage: Eukaryota; Metazoa; Arthropoda; Insecta; Diptera; Dolichopodidae. Bases 90 to 1385 code for a protein of 431 amino acids. Gene Ontology annotation, cellular component: cytoplasm. Gene Ontology annotation, molecular function: protein binding. The transcript is spliced from 6 exons. The record is from RefSeq and is a predicted model, not a curated record.